Messenger RNA from Tachysurus vachellii, 5152 nucleotides. It is a transcript of the gene kcnt1a, whose product is annotated as potassium sodium-activated channel subfamily T member 1a. Gene Ontology annotation, cellular component: membrane. The record is from RefSeq and is a predicted model, not a curated record. The coding region runs from base 73 to 3678 and encodes 1201 amino acids. Gene Ontology annotation, biological process: potassium ion transport. Lineage: Eukaryota; Metazoa; Chordata; Actinopteri; Siluriformes; Bagridae. The transcript is spliced from 31 exons. Gene Ontology annotation, molecular function: intracellular sodium-activated potassium channel activity.
CCGUCUCGCGAGGAGACGCUCUUUCUGCCGCGUGCGCUAACCGCAGACGAACGCAGCCCGGGGGAGUCGGUCAUGCGUGGCGCGUGCUACACCAACCGCACUUUCGUGGACGACGACGGGCGCGCAGCGCGAGACGCACCGACACCAAGGGUGACUUCUGACUGCUCCCAAAUGCUCAGUGGGGUUGUGCUCAAUGUUCAGGGACUGAAGAUGGCCACUGGUGAACCUGAUGUCCCACCCCUCCAAGGUCGUGCCCGUUUCCGAGAACUGUUGCUGGGCGACCAGCCAUGUCAAAGUGAGGACAGGGUACAUGUGGAGUUCUAUGUAAACGAGAACACCUUCAAGGAGAGACUCAAGCUAUUCUUCAUUAAAAACCAGCGCUCCAGUCUGCGCAUCCGUAUCUUUAACUUCUGUCUGAAGGUUCUGACAUGUGUGCUUUACAUCAUACGAGUGAUGACCGAUAACCCAGCUCAUCUCCGCAACACAUGUAUGAAAUGCAGCAACAUUUCUCAGAAUGAUGAGAUAAACUGGGAGCUAAUCUUGUGGGUGGAUAGAAAAACCCCUGUGUGGGCAAUCCAGGUGAUAGUUGCAUCAAUAAGUUUCCUGGAGGCCAUGCUGCUCAUGUACCUCAGCUACAAGGGUAACAUCUGGGAGCAAAUAUUCCAGGUGGCAUUCCUACUGGAAAUGUUAAAUACCGCCCCCUUCAUAAUCACGAUCUUCUGGCCAACUCUGAGAAACCUCUUUAUCCCCGUCUUUCUCAACUGCUGGCUGGCCAAGCAUGCUCUGGAAAACAUGAUCAAUGACUUACACCGUGCCAUCCAGAGGACACACUCUGCCAUGUUUAACCAGGUCCUGAUACUUAUCUGCACACUGCUCUGCCUCGUCUUCACUGGCACGUGUGGGAUACAGCAUUUGGAGCGAGCUGGGAGAAACCGCCUCUCUCUCUUUAAUGCUCUUUAUUUUUGCAUUGUCACGUUUUCCACGGUGGGUUUUGGUGAUGUGACACCUCAGAUAUGGCCUUCACAGCUGCUUGUAGUGGUGAUGAUCUGUGUGGCGUUGGUGGUGCUUCCCUUACAGUUUGAAGAACUGAUUUAUCUGUGGAUGGAGAGGCAAAAGUCUGGAGGAAACUACAGCAGACAUCGUGCCCAAACAGAGAAACAUGCUGUGCUCUGUGUCAGCUCUAUUAAAAUCGACCUACUCAUGGACUUCCUCAAUGAAUUCUACGCUCACCCACACACACAGGAUUAUUACGUGGUUAUUCUGUGUCCAUGUGAGGCCGACAGUCAAGUUAGAAGAGUUCUGCAGAUUCCACUUUGGUCUCAGAGAGUCAUAUACCUGCAAGGUUCUGCCCUUAAAAACCAAGACCUCCUUCGAGCCAAGAUGGAUGAUGCAGAGGCUUGUUUUAUUCUCAGCAGCAGAAAUGAAGCGGACCGAAUGGCUGCAGAUCAUCAAACGAUACUGAGAGCAUGGGCAGUAAAGGAUUUCGCCCCAAACUGCCCCCUAUAUGUCCAGAUCCUUAAACCUGAAAACAAGUUCCACGUCAAAUUUGCGGACCAUGUGGUGUGUGAGGAGGAGUUUAAGUACGCGUUAUUAGCUCUGAACUGCCUGUGUCCGGCCACGUCCACUCUCGUCACUCUGCUUGUCCACACAUCCCGUGGACAGGAAGGUCAGCAAUCUCCUGAGGAGUGGCAGAGGAUGUACGGCCGCUGUUCUGGGAAUGAAGUCUAUCACAUCCGACUGAGUGACAGCAUGUUCUUCAGAGAGUUUGAGAACAAGAGUUUUACCUAUGCUGCAUUCCAUGCACACAAAAAGUAUGGAGUUUGUUUGAUAGGAAUAAAGAGAGAAGAUAAUAAAAUCAUCCUGCUGAACCCUGGUCCUCGUCAUCUUAUGGCUGCUGGAGACACUUGCUACUACAUCAACAUCACUAAGGAAGAAAACUCUGCAUUUACUGUCAGACAGGAAACACAUCACAGCAAGAAACAGCAAAAUAGUAACAUUUUCAACAGCCCCUCUGAGCUCCCUGUGCACAGUAUCAUUGCUAGCAUGGGAACCGUUGCAAUGGACUUUCAGAACACUAGCCCAACUGGAAACACAGCCAAACUGGCACCGCCCUCAGAGAAUGGACCAGAAAGUCGCCGUACCAGCAUCGCUCCUGUUCUGGAGGUUGCAGACUCUGCCUCCUUACUGCCAUGUGACCUCCUCAGUGACCAGUCAGAAGAUGAAACUGCACACUCAGAUGAGGAUGUUCCCUCUGUCUCUGAGUGUGUGAAGGGAUAUCCUCCCAACUCACCCUACAUAGGCAGCUCACCAACACUGUGCCACCUCCUGCUCAAUAAAGCCCCGUUCUGCUGCCUGCGUCUUGACCAGGCAUGUGAGCAUGUUAGCUUUGAGGAAGCUAAAGCAUAUGGCUUUAAAAACAAGCUCAUCAUCGUGUCAGCUGAGACAGCAGGAAACGGCCUAUACAACUUCAUUGUGCCUCUGAGAGCCUAUUACAGACCCAGAAGAGAACUGAACCCAAUCGUACUGCUACUUGAAAACCUGCCAGAUGAGCAUUUUCUGGAAGCCAUUUCCUGUUUCCCAAUGGUCUACUACAUGGUUGGAACCAUUGACAACUUGGACAACUUGUUACAGUGUGGGGUGUUGUAUGCUGAUAACCUGGUGGUGGUGGAUAAAGAGAGCACAAUGAGCGCUGAGGAGGAUUACAUGGCUGACGCUAAAACUAUCGUCAAUGUUCAGACCAUGUUCAGGUUGUUCCCCAGUCUCAGUAUCAUUACAGAGCUGACUCAUCCGUCCAAUAUGCGCUUCAUGCAAUUCAGAGCAAAGGACAGCUACUCCCUUGCUCUAUCCAGACUGGAGAAGAAGGAGCGUGAUAAAGGCUCUAAUCUGGCCUUCAUGUUCCGCUUGCCAUUUGCUGCUGGGCGAGUCUUCAGCAUAAGCAUGCUGGAUACACUCCUCUACCAGUGUUUCGUGAAGGACUACAUGAUCUCGAUUACACGUCUGCUGUUGGGGCUCGAUACCACGCCCGGAUCAGGAUACCUGUGUGCUAUGCGUGUGCGUGAGUGUGACUUGUGGAUCCGCACGUAUGGAAGACUGUUCCAGAAGCUUUGCUCCACAAGCUCUGAGAUCCCUUUUGGAAUUUAUCGCACUGAGUCCCACAUGUUUCUGUCAUCUAAGUCCCAAUGUACAGGUAGCGCAGAAGGAUGGGCAGACACCAAGGAGAAGGGGGAGGAGCCAAAAGUACUGAUGCAUAGUUCUUCAGGAACUGACCAAUCAGAACCCUCCCUUUUGAGGAGGAAAAGCAUGUACUGGACAAGGCGCCUGAGUAGACGAGCCAUGAAGAGGAGCGACUCAAUUUUCUCCAGCCAGACCAAACAUGGGAUGUCCCGACUCUCAGAGAGGGCGGAGUUAACUGAGCUUGUCAGAAAUCGCAUGCAGCACCUAGGCCUACACACAGGAUUCAAAGACGUGACCAUCCUGACAGCAAGUGAUGUCAUGAACAGAGUCAAUUUAGGUUACUUACAGGGUGAGCUGAAUGACCAGCAGAACUCUCUAUCCUACGUGCUUGUUAAUCCCGGCCCUGACACACCUAUCCAGCUACACGAUGUCGUGUUCCUGAUCCGGCCUGAUCCACUGGCUCAUAUUCCAGAUGAGAACACAUCCCGGACAAGUCAAAACUAAACCACAUUUAACCGAAAAAUCUUGCAGAUGUGAACAAAUGCCCUGAAAUUAUUUUUUAAAAGUUUAAGUUUGGAAUUUACUGUAAAUUUCUGAGUCAUUACUGUGACACUUAGACAGAACUUCUCAGUCAAACCAACUCCAGCUGGUCCAACUGUUUGCUUAGUUUCAGAUUCGGAUCCACCUACAUUUUAUUAUGUGAUCAUAAAGUCCUCUAGCCACGCAGCUUUAUGACCUGUUCAGCUGUAUGCAGUAUAAAUAAGUUUUCUUUUAGACAUUUGAGUAAACAAAUUAAAAUAUUUGCUCAACACAUUAUCAAUAAUGAUGUAAUAUUAAAACAAAUGAUGCUCAUUGUCGAUAACAUGUAGUGAAAGUCAGUGCCAGGACUCAGGAAUAAAUUUAUUUUUGUAAAUCCUUACACUCAAAUUUCUGUCCAGGAAUUUGUUGCAUUUUGUUUGCUUGGCUAAUCUGAAGCUCUAUCACAUCUGUCCUCUUUCUGAAUGACUUGGAGAUUCAGGACUACGUGUAUAAGUAAUUUCCAGUCUUCGCUGUGAUGGACCUUGUAGGUUAGAAGGUUGCAUCUCAAGAUCUGUAUUAAAACACAGAGUCACUGUGUGAGGUAUAAAAACAACAACAAAAAAAGGUGGUAUUCUGUUUUUACUACAGAAGGAUGUUGUUUGGAAAGUCUUAGUGCUCUGGAAAAUGGUUGCUUAGUUACAAAAUGUCAUGGAUUUGUAAGAGUAUUAUUCUGUCUCAUGGAAGAUCACUAACAGAUGUUUAGAUUUUUUUUGUUUUUGUUUUUUAAAUCCCAGUUGUUUCAGGAGGAUAAGUUGGACUACAUAAAAUAUUAAUAAUAGUUGUAUCUCUUCUUUUUAAGCUUUGAUUUAAAAAUUAACGCGAUACAAGAAAUGUUUAAAAGCAGUAGAGAUUAUUAAACAAUAUUGUGCCUACCACUAAAACCAGAUGUGCCAAAUCUACACAAUGCUGGCAUAAUUUCUAGCCCACUGGGUAAAAACUGAGUAGUGACAAGACACAUUACAGAUCUAUUUAAUCUUUCCAAAUCCUUUGAUAAACUGGUCUCCAAAUGACUGUGCCUCUAUUUCAGUGCUGCUUUUAAAUCAACCUUGCCAGCUUCUCUUUUUGGAAUUAUUGCUACCACUUUAACAGCUGUUUCAUUAUUUUGUCAGCUUAAGUGAAGUUUAUUAGAUGACUAGCGGAUGUCAAUCAAAUUUUCUCAGAAGAUUGAAAGUGAUAGUGGGAUUAGCAGGAAUUAGUGAACUGUGGUCUCAAAUUCUGCAGAGAGUCUUUAAAAUGAGAAAAUGUAUUAAAUAUAUUUAUAUAUACACUAUAUAGUUAUAUUUCCAGCAUAUUUCUAUUGAAAUUCCAAGUCUGAAAUGUUUACCGUUGUAGUCUGAUCAGUAGAGGGCGCCAAUGAGUAUAUUUUCGAACAGAAUUCAGGAACUUGUUACCUCAUAUU